AUGAAGAUCGGAGAUGGUAACGAUGAGGAGACAGCCUUCGUGGCUUUGCCAGAGAAGGCCAAAAAUGAUACUCCGUUGAUAGCGUCGGAUCAUCCGUUGCUCGAACGGGUUCAACAGACGCUGUUUCAGCAGCUAUCAUCGCAGCUAAAAAGCGCCCAGCUCGAAUAUGCAGAAAAACGAGACCAGGACAAACGCCUGGCGCACCUUCAUGAGGAACUCGGCCUUCGGCUGUACAACACUCAGCAGGAGCUACUCAAGUUGCAGGGAAAUCUCGAGCAACUAACCAGGGUAGAAGAGGAAAUGAAAGCGAGGAGAAACCAAGCAGAAGCGAAUCUCGAUAAAGGCGUCCAAGACCUGGAAGCCAAGCAAAAGGAGCUUGAUGGCUAUGUGACCAAGCUGAACAAUGCCCAGCAUGAGCUGAAUGAACUGAAGUUCGCUGUCUCUCAAGCUCAGACCUACAACGAACAGCUGGAGGCAGACAUAAAACUCAAACGUCGGGAGAUGUAUAAGGAAAACGCAACGUUGCAAAGGCGUGAGACCGAGAAGAUGCAACAGGAUUUUUUGAUCGACGAGCUCAAGGAGAAACUUCGCGAUCUGAACGACCAAAAAUGUCUCUACGAAAAUCAGGCCGCCGUGCAGACAACAAAAAUUGAAGCUGCGAGAGCUGCGCUCCACGAGGCUCAACGUGAGAUCGAAGCGGUUGCAGCGGACAAACAGCGACUUCUGCAGCAGUGGCGAUCCAGCGUCGUCGGUAUGCAACGCCGAGAAGAAGCUUUGCAAACAGUCAAGCAAAUGGCCAAGAAACAAGAAGAAAAGGAACUGGCCAUCGAAGCCGAGAUGAGGGGUGUUCAGGCGACUGUGAGGGAGGCUCAGGAGCAGAACGAGAACUUGAUAGCGCAGCAUAACACAAACACAAGUCACAUGGAAACGUUACAGUCGCAGAUUGCCAGUGUCGAGAGGGAUGUGGAGAUGGUCGAAAAAGAAAACAAUAUGAUACAGAAAUCUGUUCAGUAUACCCUCCAAGAAGUUUCAAGGGCGGAGGUCGCUCUGUCCCACUUCCGCAACCAAGUGAAGAGAGCUCGGAAACUGAACGAGCAGUGCAAGAGGAAGGAGGAAGAGCUCGAGCAGGUUCAGAAUGACACUGCCCGCAAGAAAGUAGAAGCACUGGAGUUGAAGGCUCGGCAUACAGGACUGCAAGAAGACCUUACACGUGUUCAAAAAGCUCUUGUCGAAAAGGAGAAACUUGUCGACCAGUAUGAGGCUGAGAUCAAGAAGGGUCACAUCGAAAUUGACAAGAAGCAACAGCUGGUCGAGAAACUAAACAAGGAGUACGAUGAGAGAAGAUCUAAGUUCGACGACGAAGGCUCAGGACCGUUGGAGGCAAAAAUAAAGGGCAUGAGAAGCCGGAUCCCGGAGGUCAAACACACCAACGAGGGCCAACAUCAAGAGCGGGGGUGCGCUACUUUCGUGAAGCGGAGGUUGUCGGCUGCAUAUGUAACUGUUCUGUCCACUCUCCCUGCGCAGAUCUCAGCGAAAAAGGACGAACAGCUCAUCUCCCAGCAGAAAAGAAUCAGGCUCACAUCCGAGAUAGCUCUCAACUCCAAGGAAAUUAAAGAAAUGCAAGGCGCUAUAAAAGAUAUGCGCACAGAAAUGAGCUGGGUGAACCAACUCAUCGUCAAACAGGCUGAAAAGCAACAAACAUACGAGAGAGAAACGCAGAGCCUGGCACACGACUUCGGUAUUCGCAUGGCAGAACAUGAGAAACUUGAAGCCCAGCUUGCUGAGACGACUCAGAACAUCAGAGAGGAGAAGGCCAAACUCGAAGAAGAACUGGUUGAGGCCGAAAGGCAGAUCAUGCUCUGGGAGCGGAAAAUAUUUCUUGAGAAGGAGAUGCACGAGGCCCUGGACCCCGCCGUUGGGCAGAGCGAGCUAGUUGCUAUGAAGAAAGAAAUUCAUCGUAUGAAACUCCGGUUGGAUCAACUGAAGAAAUGCCAAGAGCAAAUGCUCAGCGAGAUGCAGCGAGUACGUCUCAUCUCUGUUUCAUCGGAAAGCUCGGGCGAACUUGAUGAGAAGACUCAAGCCUUAGUACAAGAGAUCACUGAUGCAUCCACAAUUGCAGCAGUCAAGAAAGUCCGGAAUGACGCGAAAAGCCUGACAGAUACCCUCAACCAGUUUACAAAGCAGGAACGCCCAGAACUCGCGGCUCUCUUCGACACCUUUCAGGAAUGGGCAGCAGCAAUCAAUGCUGCCGCAAUGCCUCCAUUACCUGCGAGCCGCUUCGUUGGCGAGUAG
Neospora caninum is the source of this 2292-nucleotide messenger RNA. RefSeq names its product putative M protein. The record is from RefSeq and is a predicted model, not a curated record. The transcript has 15 exons. Gene Ontology annotation, biological process: axoneme assembly. Gene Ontology annotation, cellular component: cytoplasm. The coding region runs from base 1 to 2292 and encodes 763 amino acids. Lineage: Eukaryota; Apicomplexa; Conoidasida; Eucoccidiorida; Sarcocystidae.